Messenger RNA from Ceratitis capitata (Mediterranean fruit fly), 3047 nucleotides. RefSeq names its product T-related protein (gene byn). Gene Ontology annotation, cellular component: nucleus. NCBI's taxonomy places the organism in Eukaryota, Metazoa, Arthropoda, Insecta, Diptera, Tephritidae. Gene Ontology annotation, biological process: positive regulation of DNA-templated transcription; mesoderm formation; heart morphogenesis. The transcript has 7 exons. Bases 526 to 2736 code for a protein of 736 amino acids. Gene Ontology annotation, molecular function: DNA-binding transcription factor activity, RNA polymerase II-specific; RNA polymerase II cis-regulatory region sequence-specific DNA binding. The record is from RefSeq and is a predicted model, not a curated record.
UGGCUGACCGAUGAACAAGCAAGCCCGCGCAGCACGGCCGAUCAGCUAGCGACAACGAUUGCGCAUCGCUGGAGACGGACGUUUGUGAUGGCUGAAAAAAUUAGCACCGAUCAUUAGCUUGGUAGCGCGCAAACGGGUGUGAAGUCCGAAAAAAAAAUUGGUGCGAAUAACGCGAAUGCGAUCGCGAGCGCUGAGGUGACCGCAAAGUGACCGAGACUAAAUCAUCCACUAAGUAACUAAUGAAAACAUCUAAACACAAUAAAAAUUAGUUGAAAUAUAUAAAUAAUAAGAAAAGGAUAAAAUAUACAAAACUAAUAAUAAUAGUAAUUGGCUUAUACAAGUGCAAAAAAGUGUUGUGAGUGUGUGGGAAAUGGAAAAGAUAAAAAAUCACAUGAAAUAAGGAUAGAAAAAUCUAACUGCUGAUCGAUAAAGAGAAUAUAGUUACAUAACAUCUAAUUUCAACUACAACGAUAACUUUUGAAGAAAAAUUUAACAAAGAAAUUCAAGCUGAGUUAUUUUGCUGAUAUGACUACCUCUCAUAUUCUAUCUGCCGUUGAUCCCGUCGGCAUGAACAGCACGUCAAAUCACAAUACCAACAACAACAUCAGUAAUAUGAACAAUGGUGGUGACAAUACAAGUGUCGUUGGUGCACAUCAUAAUGCCGGCAGCAGCAAUAACAGCAGUAACAACGGCGUCACACACUCCCCACAACACACCCACCAUAGCAUGGCGACGAGCGUUAGCGGUGGCAACGGCAUUAAUGCUGGCAUUCGUAGCAAUAUGCAACACCUCGGAGGAUCUCUAAUGACAAAUCGCAGUCCCGGCAUGGAGAGAAAUCCGCAUGUCAGUCUCGAUGAUCGCGAACUCUGGCUGCGCUUUCAGAAUCUCACCAACGAAAUGAUCGUCACUAAAAAUGGCCGGCGCAUGUUUCCGGUAGUAAAGAUCAGCACUUCGGGCUUGGAUCCAGAUGCUAUGUAUUCGGUACUGUUGGAGUUCGUUCAAGUAGAUACACACCGUUGGAAGUAUGUGAACGGCGAAUGGGUACCCGGCGGUAAGGCAGAAGUACCGCCCGCCAACCCAAUCUACAUGCAUCCCGAGUCGCCGAACUUUGGUGCGCACUGGAUGAAAGAGCCGAUUUCAUUUGCGAAGGUCAAGUUAACCAACAAGACCAAUGGCAAUGGUCAGAUUAUGCUCAACUCAUUGCACAAGUAUGAGCCGCGUGUGCAUUUGGUGUCCGUGGAUCGGGAACAGCGCCAAGUUGUCACCUAUACGUUUCCGGAAACACAAUUCAUUGCAGUAACGGCUUAUCAAAAUGAGGAAGUCACUUCGCUGAAAAUCAAAUACAAUCCAUUUGCAAAGGCCUUUUUAGAUGCCAAGGAGCGUCCUGAUACAUUGUAUUCACACGAGGCACCCUACGGCUGGCUUAUAUCACCACCAACUCAUUAUACAAGUGUCGCGCAGCCACCACCACCGCCAGCCAGUUUGGCUGUCUCCAAUUCGCCGUUGGGCAUAUCCUGUGAUCGCUACGGCCGUGCGCUCAGCAGCCGUGUUAUGCCCACACAUAGUGCACACGCAUCGCCUUACGCCAGACCGCGGCAGGUAUCGAACAUGCCUGGCUCUAGUUCGCCAGCGCCUGGGGUUGGCGGAAGUAGUGUGAUGAAUGGUAGCUCCGGCAGCGCUUCCCCACCACAACAGCCACCAUCAGCGCCACACACGCCUACUAGUUUAAAAUCAACACACAGCAACUUGAGCGUGGGCCCUGCAAGCAAUGUUGGCCAGCUGUGUAGUACGGCUAAUGCGGUUAGCCCGUUUUCAGGAUUUUCCAGUUCCUAUUCGCAGUCGAGCUUUAUGCCGGUGGAGCCAAGUUCCUCAAUGUUUUCUUAUGCUGGUAGUUGGCAGAGCAAUGGCAGUUAUUGGGGGGCGCCGGCUGCGGUUCCGUCCGUACCACCGACGGCAGUGCCUGUGAAUGUCAGCCAGAGUAGUAACAGUGGCAGUGCCAGUGCAGGCCGUUCGAUUUCUGCCCACGAAUCGCCAUCACCAACGAACGUGGGCUCGCCCACCUACACUAGCCCCUCCCCAGGCUAUACCAUACACCAUCUCACGCCACAUCCCUCGCACCAGUAUAAUGUUGCGCAGACCGCCGCGGCUGCUGUGCAUGCUGCGGACAUGUAUCCAAAUGCAGCGCCUUCGCAAUCCUACGCGGCUCCACCGACGCAUCAAGUAUAUCAUCCCACGCCCACAUCCCCAUCACAUCAAUUGUAUACCAAUGUUUUGAAUGCUCCAACGGCUCUGAGUUAUCCCGGAGGCUCAUGGCAUAACGGAGGCGGCGCAGAGUAUGGCUUAUAUCAGAAUGCGGCUUACGGUUAUCAGCCGGAGUAUAUACCGUUAGUGCCGGAUCUGGGUUAUACCACACAUCCGCUGGAGCCGGUUGAAGUCACAAAAUCAUACGAAGAUCCUCAAGCCGGCAUCUAUAAGUCACCUCAACAACAAGUUGCUGGCCAAGGCGGCGAGGAUGACGGUGGUAGGUCAGUGCUUACAUUGGAGUGCAACAAUUCGAAGGUGGACUCACCCUCUGUUGCUGUGAAAUUGGAGACUCUCGAUAGCGUGGUCACAUCGAGUCAUGAGCGUGGGUCUGUAGUUGCAAAUGCUGCGGCCACCGCAGUUCUAGCGCCCAGCCCGCAUACGCCAAGCGGCACUUGGACUCCGCUCACUCCACCACAGAGUGCGUUGCAGUAGACGAGGGGGGGGGGGGGCAGAGAAAGAUUGGAAUGAGGAUGUGAAGCCAUCAGACCCCAAUUUGUUCAAAGUUUUACGUAUUAAAAUAUAUUUAGAAGACUAUGUAAAAGAAUCAGAGGACUAAAUACUUAAUCAAUUUAUGCUUCUUUUUUAGCUUAGUAACCGAUUAUUAUCUAUGUAAAUGUACUUAUGUUAUAUAAUAUUAUAUUAGUUGAUAUGUGUGUGUAUUUGAAUAGAUAUAUUGAUUUAAAGCGCAUAUAGGUUGUAUUUGUUGUCCAUAGAUAUGCAAUAAAAAGUAAAAAAAAAAUUAG